This is a messenger RNA of Anastrepha ludens (Mexican fruit fly), 5818 nucleotides long. RefSeq names its product E3 ubiquitin-protein ligase Godzilla (gene gzl). The coding region runs from base 1016 to 2803 and encodes 595 amino acids. NCBI's taxonomy places the organism in Eukaryota, Metazoa, Arthropoda, Insecta, Diptera, Tephritidae. The record is from RefSeq and is a predicted model, not a curated record. The transcript is spliced from 9 exons. Gene Ontology annotation, cellular component: nucleoplasm; cytoplasm.
GAAGCACAAUGCUCUUCGCUUUUUCACACGAAUUGUAGAAUUAUCGAAAAAAGUCGAGAAUUUAAGUGAUAAAAUUAAAAUAAAGAGCUAUACCAAUAAAAAUGUAGUCAAAGCGGUGCAGAAACCCUUGAAAAAUAAUUAUAACAAAUUUGUUGUACUAGAUUGAAAUUGUGAAAGGCAAAUUCAAAUUCACGUGAAGUAGAAGGCAGACGGGCCAUAGAACUCACAAAACUCGUACCCAUCUAUCGGCUGUGAUCGGGUGCAUGUAAGCAGCAGCAAAAGCAACCUACGCAAAAAGAGCCAAAAGAGCCAAAAGAAAAGUCGACAACGCAAACGCAAAAAAUUCAUAAUAAAGAAAACCAAAACAUGUGAAUAUGUGCUUUAGAUUCUGCGAAGGAUAAGCGUGUAAAAGCGAAAAGCAAAAGUUUAAGGUGUGUGUAGAAACGACAAAGGGAAAACGAUAAAAAAUAAAAAAAUCAUAGGAAAUAAGCUAGGAAAGUGGUUUUUGUUCUUGGAGGUGGAUAAGAAGUGGGCAAAAGAAUAGCAAAGUGUCACAGAACAUAAGACAAGAAGCAGCAGACAGAAGGGGGAAAAACUGCAAUAGCCAGAGACAUCGUGGGAGUACAAAUUUAAUUGCGUUUUCAAUAUUUAUUCCUCAGGUUUGUUGACGAUACACACAUCACAACCUGCGUCACCAAUGAGACAUGCAAAACGUAUUGCAGGACAGCAGCGACAACAACACCAGCGCUUUCUGAAACGCAUAUACGAUCCACUUUAAAUCCGAGCUGUUGACUUUUGAAAAAUUAAAGAAAGCAACAAGAGAAAAUCUUAAUAAAGUCUGAUUGGCGGUUGCAGUGAAUUCUCUAAAAUCAUUAGAAAAAUAGAAAGCUACCAGAAGCCCCAUAAUCCCACUUAAUAAAUCCCAAGCCUCUCAAUUCUCCAACGAUAAUAAUUUGAAAGAGCCUUAACGCCCGUAGCUCUUCGCCACGAAUUUUACACACAAUUUUUACGAACGAUGGAAUCUCGAAUGCGUUUCAGAUGGUUACUGUUGGAAUUCUUUGCGCUUUGUGGACUUUCGCUCUUUACACAUCAGUCGGCGGCACAUAUACUGGUUUAUAGAAGACUUAAUAGUGUGUUUUUCUCUUUUUCGCAGCUAAUUGAAGAGUACAAUGACCUGCCAGCACAAUUUGGUCCCACUUUACCAGCGAAUGGCAUAAAGGUCUAUGCUAUACCAGCAGAAAAUGAUCAUUACGCAUGUGGUCCAAUCAAUGUGCCACCAUCCCGCGAUGGUGAAACUUAUCCAAAAACUGCAAAGUUUGUGUCUAUAAUAGAGAGAGGUGGCGGCGAAAAUUGUACUUUUGAAAAAAAAGUUCGCAAUGCACAGGCAUCAGGUUACGAUGCAGUCAUCAUAUACAAUAAUAAUGGCGAUGAUUUGGAGCAAAUGUCGGCGAAAAAUUCAAGCGGCAUCCGCAUACCAGCUGUUUUUGUUGGGCAAUCAUCGGGCAUAAGUUUGGUGUCGUUCCAGACACCUGAUGUGAUAUUGGUGAUCAACGAUGAGCUGCCUUUCAAUAUUAACACACAGUUGAUUUUACCGUUUUCGAUUUUAAUUGGACUUUGCUUCCUCAUUAUGAUCUUCUAUAUGAUUUACAAAUGUGUACGUGAAGAGCGUCGCUUACGUCGUCAUCGCCUGCCGAAGAAUAUGCUCAAGAAACUGCCGAUCUUGAAGUAUACGAAAAAUUGUGAUCUAUCGCAAGACACCUGCGUCAUCUGUCUGGAUGAGUUCGCCGAAGGCGACAAACUGCGUGUGCUGCCAUGCAAGCAUCCCUAUCACAGUCACUGCAUCGAUCCUUGGCUUACGGAAAAUCGUCGUGUUUGCCCCAUUUGUAAACGGAAGGUUUUUACGAAACGCGAGCCACGUGUAAGCAGGACGAAUCGACAAUCUUCAUUGGAUAGUGUAACGGAUACAGACGACGACACAACACCCCUACUACCGCCCGCACAGCCGGCAAGGGUCGGCAGUAGUGGCAGCAGUGCCAGUGCCACAAGCAGCAGUAGCGCGGCAGGUGGUGGUGACGCACGUAGAGCAGCAUCUAUUGGUGCUCGACGUAAUGGUCGUAAUGGUCGCAAUGCAGCAACAACACGUCACGGCACCUUUAGACGUGCACCGGCUAGUGAUGGCAAUUAUGUCACCGAUGUGACUUCCGACGAAGAUAACGUAUUAUUGGCUCAAAGUUCCCCCGCACGCGGUGGACGUCGCGUAAAUCCAUUCGAUCGUAGACCUAAUUUACCGCCACAUCUUGUCGAGCAACUGACCACAAAUAGGCGUUCCUUCUGGCGCUUACCAUUUUUCAGAUUCUUCCGACGUCAUCAAUCUAUAAGCGUUGCAGCGCCUCCCUUUCUUGAGGAUGGUGUGCCUCAGCCACUGAAUAAUGUGGCCGUCGCGAUAGAUGCGGCAAUAGCAACACCACCACGACCACCACGUGCCACGGCUGUCAGCAGUGCACCUCAAGCUACCGCAGCAACUCUACCAGCUGCGUAUUCUUCAAAUAAUAUUCUCAAUCCGAAUUUAGCUGGUUCCUUUAAAGAAGGUGACGAUGACGACGACGAUGAUAAUGAGUUACCGCAGCAAUCGAUUUAUGAGCCCGUCACAGUUGGCACGCAAAACGGAAGCAAUACAAACAACAAUAAUAACAACAUUCGAAACAGUGACAAUGAAGUGGGCGUACCACGACAACAACGAUCGCAUCAGCCCCAGCCAACAGCACCACCGCCGACACGAACGCGUCGUACGCAACGCAUAUGAGUGUGAAUUGGAAUGUGACCAAAAACUACUAAAGCUAUAACCAAAUCAGACUUAGCCUUUGAAGUGGGGUGGGGCGUGAAUGGUAAAAGUUUAUCUUUUAAAAGAAAUGGAACGAAGAAAGAAAUUUGGGCGUGUGUGCAAAAGCGAACACGUCCGCAGGCGCAGCAAUUGGCCACAGCGUCAGGUGCUAAAGUUGUGUACAAGUCCACAGCAAACGGUCACACCCAUAUGCUUUGUAUAUACGGUCACACACACACAUAGCCACACAAACAAAAAAGUGCUUUGGUAGGCAUUGUGCGACUCUGUAUGUUAAACUAUUGUAAAUUACUUUAGUUUUAUUGAUUUUUAAUUGUUUGAUUAGAAUUUUACAAAAUGUGUAUACAUAAAAUGUGAUUUAAUAUUGGCUUCGAUAAUUUUACAUGCAUACAUGCAUACAAUACUUAGUUAUAGGUACAUACGAAUGGAACUUUUAUCAAAUAAUUACUAUGUACAUGUAGAGUUAAGGAGUUGAGUAGCGGAUGCAACGCACGAGCAGCGAUAAAGAGACGCAAAUGGUGAAAUUGCAAACGAAAAUUGAAAAUAUAACUCGGUUGCAAACAAAAAAUAAAACAAAAACAAAAAAUACAUACGAAAGCAACAACUAUUACAAUACCAACAUAGCUACCAAAUUGUCUACAUAUAUGUAUAUGCCUAUAAUAAUCUAGAUAUCUAAGGAACUGUAUACAAACAUAUAUACAUAUAUAUUUUUAUAAUUAUAAUUUGAUUUUUAGUUAUUCAAAAACAAACAAGCAAUUUUUUUUGUUCAAAAUUUCGUUGCUUUUUAACACUUUGACUGUUAUGACUAAUAUAUUAGUGUGGGUAAAAAUAAAUAGAUUAUUUUCUCGGUAGAUGGCUGUAGUGAUUGAUAUCUCGUAAAUAAUUUUAAGUUUAUGCUCGUUGCCAAGGGGACAUUUCACAGUAAAAAAAAUUUGUUGCUCUUUUUUGUUUGUUCCAUUCAGUUGUGAGUUACAGAGUGUUAGCAAUGGAAGUCCACAAAGAGAAAAUUCGGUAGAUUUUACAGUUUUUCUUUGAUAAAGGCAAGCCAGACCGCUGAAAUUGUGACAGUUGUUUAUAGCGCCGAUAACGUACCGGUAAUUAUGUUCAAUUUUGCUGUAAAAGAAAAUAUCAAUACAAUCACCGAAAUAAUCGAUGUUGACCGGGAUGUUAGUAGUCGUAGCAUCGCCCAGGAGCUAAAGAUCGAGCAUAAAACAGUUUUCAACCAUUUGCGUAAACAGUUUUACAUAAAAAAUAGUGGAUUUCUUUUUUUUUUCAACCCAAUAUUUAUUAGAGCACAAUGUUUUCAUUGGUUAUCAAACUGGCAAUCAGUUUUGAGUGACGUUUUUUCCCCGUCCCCUAAUCUUCGCCUAAAAUAGAUCUUUGAACUUUCUUGGUAAAAUGUUAUGAAGGUGCUUCAUUCUUCUAAGUAUGUUGCUUGUUUCACCUUAUUUACGAGGGUCGUUUCAAAAGUACAUGCAAAAAUAAAGAUUAGUUAAAUAUUUGAGUUAAACCUUUUCUAUUUUUCCACAUUGUCUUCUUUUAAACUUGUACACUUCAUCCAACGUUUGUUGUUGUUGUUGCUGCUGCUUGGUAAACCCUGUCAAUGCGAUGUAGUUACCGGUCGUCUUCGUCUAACUCAUCUAACGGUAGACCCAGAAAAUGUGCUGUUUGGACAGGUUGGGUCCAGUGGGAGAGGGGUGUUAGAUGAACAGGUUUGAUGGGGCAUGUGAAAAGGACUUAUGUAUAUUGGGUUUGACGUGGUCGAUUCUGGACUUAUGUAUAUUGGGUUUGACGUGGUCGAUUCUGGAUAAGUAGGAGUUUAAACUGCUACAGUAACCGGAACGCAAUUGGGCCAAAGUUACGCGGGUCUUGUGGGGCAGUUGAAGCUCAUUACCAUGGCAGCCGGUUCUACGUGACCGGAAUUACUCGGGGGCUUUCCUGACCAAGGGCUGCCCUGUCUAGUGCACCAUACUUUACCCUUGCUCUUUCGCCCAACGCUUUUCUGGUGUGUGGGUACCUCCUCGUUUGGAUAAAAUCUUUUUCCUGGCGGCCAUUUCUGCAAAUUGGGGGAAGAAUAGUAGCCCGAGGGAGCCAGUCUGUAGAAUAUGGGGGAUGCAAAAGUGAGUUGGAAUACUCUCUUCAUUAAUUUUUCUAGCACAACAGCUGAGGCGUGAGCUGAUACGUUGUCGUAAUGGAAAAGGACUUUUUUUUUUGAAAAUUACUCGACUUUCUGAUUCAAACGAAUGCCACGCACAAAGAACCAGAUCGAUCUGUGUGUUUUUCCAAGAGAUGUGAGAGCUACUAACUAAACAUAACCUCGAUACGCGCCAGCAGUGUCAUCUCGCUGAUUUUGUUGCCGAGUUUUCAGGGAAAAACUCAGAAGAAGGUUUGCACUUCGAUCUUAAGAUCUUAACAACAGUUAACUUUUACCAAAAACGUUUUCAUCCAAAAUAAAAUGCAUGGCAAAAAUUUCUCUGCUCUACUAUCUUUCACGCUUGGUUUUCACUUUAAAAAACAAAUAAAUAAUUGGCGCGUACACUUCUGUUAGGUGUUUGGGCUCUUCCUAUUUGUGGUAUGCGUUUUGAUGUUCCACAAAUGGAUUGACCUACAGUUUUAAGCCGAUUCCGAACGGCAAAUGAUUUUUUUGAGGAUCUUUUUCAGGGCAGAAAUGCACUCGGAAGUUUGCCAUUGUCUGCCGAGGAGUGACCGCUAUGAAUUUUCUCUUACUCACUUUUAAAUUAUUCAGUCCUCAUACUCGUUCCAAAAAUAAAGAUUCAAAUUAAAGACGAAUUUAAUGAUUAGUUUGUCACUAAAGGUUAAAAAAAAUUUGUAUUGUAAGUUUCACGGGAAGCAAAAAUUUAAACCACACCAUUCAAAAUUUAAUCAGAUUUGAAUAAAAUACUACCUAACUUGAAUUAACUGUUGAAAAAUGCGUAAAAAAAAAAAAAUAUGAUGGUCUCCCGGUGAGUAUCGACAAAA